Salpingoeca rosetta is the source of this 1234-nucleotide messenger RNA. RefSeq lists its product as uncharacterized. The record is from RefSeq and is a predicted model, not a curated record. The transcript is spliced from 10 exons. The coding region runs from base 8 to 1093 and encodes 361 amino acids. NCBI's taxonomy places the organism in Eukaryota, Choanoflagellata, Craspedida, Salpingoecidae.
GCAAGGGAUGACCUCGCCAACUCAAGACGACGACAACUCCAACAUGCAGCGUGCUGGCGCAAGGAAGGAGAAGGUGGAGGAGGAGGAGGAGGAGGAGGAGGAGGAGCGUCGCAGCGAAGAGGAUGUGGUUGGACACGUGAAAGCGCUGCUCCAGCGCUGCGACCUGCCAGGCGUGACCGCGCUGUUGAAUGAAACUAUUCAGUUUGCAUUUGGAACAGACGAGGUGACACAGGACACGGCACUGCACCUCAAUGGGCAUAUUUCUUCUUCACAACAAGCACAGCUGGAGAGCAUAGCACACGGCGUCAUGGAAUUGGGGAUGAACGUGCUGCCGAUGAUCAGUAUCGGGGCUGCGCCAGGCGACCUUUGCCCUCAUGCCGAGGUGACCGAUCUGGCCAACGGCAAUCAACUUACACUGGACGCUGUCAUCGGCUCCAAGGUUGCGCUAUUGGAUGUCUGGGCCACUUGGUGCGAGCCAAGCCUCGAGGCAUUGGGGGAGUACGACAAGCUGUUGAGUGAGCACGAGAGCUGGGAAGACAGCGUGUGCAUCGCAACUGCGAGUUUGGACGACACACCGUCGGAGGCGACCGCCACCAUUGCAAAGAUGGCAUGCGAGCGACCGCGACAUCUCUGGCUCGGCCGCGAAGCGUGCGACACCUACCUCAGCCUCAGCUCGCUGCCUGCAUGGUUUCUUUUCAAGGAGGGUCGCAUUGUGUGGCGUGGGCACCCGGCCAGCAUCGACCUGGACGCGUCCAUCACAUCGCUCCUCUCUGGCGGAGACGUGGUGGAGGUGGAGAGCGAUGAAGCGCGCAUUGGCGACGUCGAAGGACUGCCAAAUGUGGAGAAUCUGUCCGAUGAGGACAUGCUCGAGUUCUGCCAGGCCCUGCAGGAAAAAACGGCCGCGCUGUCGCUGCCAGAGGACAGCGUCUCCUGCUGCGUUGAAAACUCCAUCGUCAUCUCCUCAACAGACACGAAGAAGACGCGACGCGUCAUCCUGACGGGACCAAAGCAGUUUGAGCCUGCGUGCGCUGACCUGGCCACCUUCAUUCGCAGCAAGAUUGCAGGCAACGUCCUCAUCUCCUUUGCAGACUAGUGCCAUGCAUGUGUGUGUGUGUGUGCGUUGAAGUCUGAUGACAGUGCCAAUGCGCAUGUGGGUGUUGAUUGACACAUGACGGACAUGGUGAGAGGCAAAACGAACAACGCAACACAAACGACGCAAAGCAGCAACAAGGAG